Messenger RNA from Orbicella faveolata, 4013 nucleotides. RefSeq lists its product as uncharacterized. The record is from RefSeq and is a predicted model, not a curated record. Lineage: Eukaryota; Metazoa; Cnidaria; Anthozoa; Scleractinia; Merulinidae.
ACGAUUCCAGGGGGGGGGGGGGAGACUGCAAAAAAGGAUGAUAACUGAUAAAUGGCUAAACUUGUUAACUGUUCUUAGCUACACUUAGAAAUGGAUUUUAGUGUAAACGAACCGGGGAGAUUUCAGUGAGGUUACAAUUACAAUGUUAAAAUUCCCUUCCAGUGGGCUGGCAUGGAAGUUUGCACGCGCAAUAAAGAUCAGUCAACCCUCCCCUCCCUUCCUCACUUCACCCCUCCUCCCAGAUGGAGACAUUAUUGCGUUACCAAACUAAUCAUUCAAGCCUGUCAAAUAUACAUGACAAAAGCACGAAUUCUCUUCUUAAUUGAAAAGAUACAUUAAUUUUCGAAGUUCUUCCUGAAGGAAGUUAUUCCAUCACAGUUUCACUUUCACAAGAUUGUGUCUUUUUAUGAACGUUAGUGCUGACCUUCGGAUUCUGUGGCUUAUAGCUGGCUUCCUUAGCUUCAGUGUCAAGUUUCCGUCUCAGCACUGAGGUCUGGAACCGAAGAAUUUGUUCGCGUGAUAAACAUCGGUCUUGCACGGUGGGUUGCUGUGAUUGCAUAAGGUGAAAGCUAAGCCAAAUCUACUCCUAAGAUAGAAGGAUUUUAAUGAUGGCUACGUGGAAAUACGAAGGACAAAGUGCGAUUAUCUUGAUGACUUUCAUGGUACGGACACUCUUCAUUAUCAAUGGAGAUGGGGCAGAGAGCUCAACAGUCGUGGCCAGCUCGUCUCCAUUAAGCAGCUUAGUUGAAUCAGUGGAGACCUCUGUGCCUGUAUCUGCUUCAAUAAAAAGCCGACCCAUUUCUUCUCUAGCCCAAAGUUCAGCGGUAAUUGAAACUCAGGUUUCAUCACGUGCAUCUUCUAGUACACCUGUAAUUCAAACUUCUUCUCAGGCUGUUACAAUUGUAGUCACGAAUUCGUCUCCUCAAACGUCAAUCACAACUUCAUCCACCUCCCCUGUCUCAGUAACAGUCACACCUUUGACUCAGAACCAUACAACAACCGUAGCCGCGGUUCCCUCUCCUCAAACGUCAAUUACAACUUCGUCCACCUCCCCUGUCUCAGUAACAGUCAAACCUUCGACUCAGGACCAUAUAACAACCGUAGCCGCGGUCCCCUCUCCUCAAACGUCAAUCACAACUUCGUUCACAUCCUCUGUCUCAGUAACAGUCACACCUUUGACUCAGGAACAUACAACAACCGUAGCCGCGGUCCCCUCUCCUCAAACGUCAAUUACAACUUCGUUCACAUCCUCUGUCUCAGUAACAGUCACACCUUUCACUCAGGAACAUACAACAACCGUAGCCGCGGUUCCCUCUCCUCAAACGUCGAUCACAACUUCGUUCACAUCCUCUGUCUUCAUCAAUGCCACAUCAGCGCCUCAGCAAGAGUCAGUCUACAUCGAGAUGACCUUCAAGAUGUCGUGGGGAAGAUUGUGUUUCUUGCUAACUCUGUUUAAAAAGGCGCUGUCAGAUGACUUGAUUGAAAUGAAAGACUUGGAGUAUGAACGUGUCAACCCGGCAAGAAUUAAGCUUAUGAACAACAAUGCAAAGUGCGAGAACAAGACGUAUUAUAACGACAAAGCCGUUUUAAAGUUCUAUAUUUCCAACAGCACGGAGGAUUUCGACACAUUGGAUAAGGAGAUGACUAUCAAGGCUUUCCAAAUUCUGUACGAUUAUUGGGUGAACAAAAAAAUGAUACUCCUCGAUGAAGUGUUUGAGAGAAAAGUUGAAAAAGUAGAACUAAUAGGAACUGAUCAAGAUGCAUACGUUGAAAAAUACACAGAAGCUCAGCGCAUCGGUAUUGGUAUCGGAGUUGGCCUAGCUGUGGUAGUCCUCAUUUUACUUAUAUUCUACUGUGUGAGAUGUUGCAGAAACGUUAAGAGUGUCGGCCAUUCUACAGAGGAGCCCCGGAUGAUUUUCACCAAUACAGUCGCAAUAAAUAAAGAAGCCACAACAGACGCUGAUGGUGAGAGCGCAGAUACUCCUCGGUCGGACGAUAAGCAGACAGACGAACCAGAGGAAGUGGUCAUACAUAAACAAACUCAGGAUGAAAUGCCGCUUCUGUCUGCAAUCAAGGAUUUUGAGGACGGUCAAAAAGUAGAUCAAACCGAAUCUGAUGGAGAGCCCAAUACUGAAAAAGCGCCGCUGGCCAAACCUGAGCCCGAUAACGAAUCCGAGGGUGAGCCAAUAAAAUCAAUAGAUGAACCAGAACCGAAGCCAAUCAAAUCACCGGAUGAGCCUGCAGGAGAGCCCUCAAAUGAAUACGAGGCUGUUGAUGGCUCGGAAGAUGCUCCUCCAAUCAGUGAACCGCCAGUUACAGAGAAGCCUCCCGAGACAGGAGAAGACACCGUCACUUCGUCUGUGACUAUAGUCAUUACCCCGGAAUCAAGUCCAGCGACAGUUGAAUUCCCUGUCCCAGAACCUGCACCCGAGCCAGCGAAAGAAGAUGAUGACGACAAGCCUGACUUCGGCCAAUCAGACAACAUUGACGUAGGUCCUAACCAGGGGGCCAUUAACAUGGCAUUUGAUGACAAGGAUGAGGCACCAGAUGAAGGAGAAGAAGAAGAAGAUGAGGAGACGAAAUUUUAAAAAUUUUAAUAGAAGCUCACCCUGGAAAUGUUAGGAGGCCAUGAGCCAGUUUCAAAUAGGCUGACGACUUUCUAAAAAUGUAUUUUUACGCAAAUGCUAUUUCUUAGUCACCCUUCGGACGUACAAAGCAGAAGAAAGUGGAGAUGACUUUUACAAAUAUGUCGAAGUGGGACAACGCACCAAAAAUGCAAAUAAUCAAAACUACACUGCCAAAGUAUGAUUUAAAACCUGAAGUUCAUCGAUCAAUUUCAGUAGGGGAUCAAUUUUUCGCGCAUUGUUUAGCAAAACAGAUCAUUUCCAGUUUUUCAUUUGAAUUCACAUAUAACUCACUUUGCAUCUGAGCUCCUGGAAUAUACCUUUUGUACUCAUGAAAUUACUACUUUUAGAGACAGAAACAUUUCUCGCGCAACUUGUCUGAUUUCUUCAGCAGAAGACAUAUAUGUACGAGCACUUCAAACAAUUCUCCUGCACGACAUACGUCCGCUGGGCGCAUGCGCUCAAUAAACUAGCAACUAUUGGAAUGCUUUUUCACUUAUUUUGGACAAAUACGCACAGCUGACUUGCAGGGCUCUUGGACAACGCCAAAGUCAUCUAUGACUGCAGUGCAGCUUGGAAUUCAUGCGACUGCAAAGUCGGAUGAGAACCGGUUAUAUGAAUAUGGAUAAGCAGGGGCCUAAUGGGUAUCCCUCACCUCGGAUCGAGCGGUCCCGGUUCGAGCCCAGGCCGGAGCAAGAGACGCAUGCCACUCUCUCUAAAUGGGUAUACCGGUGAAUAUAAUACCAGGGGUAACCCUGCGAUGGGUUAGCAUCCGGCCGGGAAGGUGAGGGAGGAGUAGAUACACUCCUUAUCAAUUAGAACCACAGGAACGGUGUAAGCCCGGUAUAAGAACCUGUAGAGUUCUCGAAACUGAUGAGUUCUGCUAUCGAGCAGCAGGAUAAAUCCAUAAUAUAUAACGGAGUUAAACCUGGCUUCUUCACUAGAUAGUUAUUUACCUGAUGCCUAACGUCUUCCACCCAGCCGAACAGACCUUGAAGCUGUAAAAUCGAUGUCAUAAAUAUAUUAUGGAGAUUAUAAUAUUGGAAUAUAUAUAAUGCAGUCCUUGCAAACAAGAGUAAACGUAGAAGUGAUAAAAGAAAUGUAGUGGGUAUUGCAUGUAACUAAGCAAGCAGACUCAGUUUUUUGUUUAAUAUUGAGGUACAAUACGAAUGCUAUUUUUUGCAAGUGUUCCUUCUUGAUUACCAGGAUAUAUUCUCUGUAUUUGCAUUUUUUUUUUACAUGAUAUCUUUUUUUCUGUAACGGAAUUAAUAAAUAUCUAUCAAAGAUGGGGAAGAUAUACUCGCUAGCACGCAGCCUUAAAAUGUAGAUAAAUGUCUGUGUGUAAUUAUGUUUCAAUUUUUUAAAUAAACUGAGCAUGAAGCUUUUUCA